Molecule: messenger RNA, 2207 nt
Organism: Perca fluviatilis (European perch)
Lineage: Eukaryota; Metazoa; Chordata; Actinopteri; Perciformes; Percidae
Product: beta-1,4 N-acetylgalactosaminyltransferase 2-like
Exons: 12
Coding region: 711-2114 (467 amino acids)
Biological process (GO): UDP-N-acetylglucosamine metabolic process; UDP-N-acetylgalactosamine metabolic process
Cellular component (GO): Golgi membrane
Molecular function (GO): hexosyltransferase activity
Source: RefSeq, a predicted model, not a curated record
GGUAACCGGCUCCAACUAGCCUACUGCUCCCAAUAAGUGACAAAAUAACGCCAACAUUGUCCUUUUCCUUCCAUACUUGGUAGUUAACACUGAAGAUAAAGUGUGCCUGAUCAGUUAGGAGAAGAUUCCCCCCCCCCCCUUUCUCUUUGGACCAUCUUGAUAGGUAGUGGUGGUUGAGCAUCUCUGGGACUGAACUGCAGUGUUGCGCUGGACUGGCUUUAUCCUCUGCAGAGCCAGAUCCACUGUCAGCAUAGUAGUGCCUCUGUAAAAUUCAAGUAGAAAGAACAAAAACCAAAUAACUGAUGGGUCACAGCAAGAGAAGAGACAUUCAGAAUAACCUCCCUUCGUAAAUGUAAUAUAAGCAAUUCAUUAACAAACUUGCAUAAUCCAUAUUUUGAGUAGGAUCACUGAGGUAGGAAAAUAGUGACAAUGCUAAGAGCGAUACUGCUCCCAAUGGAGCAGCAGAAUAGGAGUCUGAUGCUGCUCCGCUGGCCUGUGGUUAUGGGGCAUGUUUCAACCGAACCAGGAAAGAAAAUGCCUCUGCACUCAAUUGGAUAGACCUCCAACCAAUCAGAGCAACGGCGUAUGUGACGUUCUUCUUAGCGACCAUCGGGGCCAGCUGAUGAAUUCAACUUUUGCCGAAUCCCGCAAGUGCUGAGAUUACCAGAACACUACAGAGGGCUGCUGUUGUGUGUGUGAUCAUCCUGCCGAUGUUAUAUUUGGUGAUAGUCUAUUACCGUCCCGGAGAGCUAAGACAAGAGGUUCCUACCACACAAAAGAGCCGCCCCCUCCCCCACAAUUCCAGCUUGUCACUCCAGAGUCAUCUUCCCCCACCUGGUCCAUGCACCUGUCCAGGCGGCUCAGUGCUGCUCAAAGAUCACAUCCCCAAGGAUCAGUAUGAGAAGGUGGCCAAACGCCGAGCUAAGGAGCUCCAACAACACAAAGCCAGGACUACAUCUGUAUUAUCGAAACUGCUGAUUGCUUUGCCAAACUCUCCUCUGCAGUAUCCUAUCCAGGGUUUUACAGUACGACCCUUGACCACCACUCCCAUACCAGGUUUAGCACUGCAUGCGGAACAAAGAAGCAGCUACAAGGUGUCCUUGAAUGUGUCCAAAGGGGUCCUGACUACGGAGAAUCUAGCUGAAGGUGUGAAGGUCCAAGGUGGUGGUGGGACCAGACUGAUUAUGGAAUCUAGCAGCCUGGUGAUCCUCAACGAUGCACUGACUAAAGUGAUCUACACCAGUACUGUCUACCAUAUACACACUGGAGACCUCGCAUCCUUCCAGUUUGAAAACCAUGAAGCUGUGUUUCCCAUUACCAUCAAACAGCCUCAGCUGCCAGUGCUGCACGACAUGGGGACAGAUAUCAACUCUCACGUCACCAUCGCCACAAAGACAUUUCUGCGCUACCCACAACUCAAGGUGUUGUUGAGUAGCAUCCGGCGUUUCUAUAGCAACAUAGAAGUCGUCAUUGCAGAUGACAGCUUUGAACCAGAGCACAUUACCGGAGAGCACAUCCGGCAGUACUUCAUGCCUCCAGCACAGGGCUGGUUUGCUGGCAGGAAUCUGGCCGUCUCCCAGGUAACCACCAAGUACUUCCUGUGGGUGGACGAUGACUUUUUGUUCACGGAGAACACAAAGAUAGAGAAGCUGGUGGAGGUGAUGGAGGCGGUCCCAGAACUGGACUUGCUAGGUGGGACAGUACAAGGGAACCAGUUUUAUUUCUCUCUUCUCUAUGAGGAAGGAGAGGAAAUGGAAGGUGGCUGCCUGUACAGGAAGUCUCAACGGAAGUUCCAAUCACUUCCUGGUUACCCACAAUGCUUUCUGGCCAAUGGGGUGGUCAACUUCUUCCUGGCUCGCACAGAUGCCAUCCAGAGGGUGGGAUUUGACCCUAAGCUCCAAAGGGUAGCACACUCAGAGUUCUUUAUGGAUGGCCUGGGCUCGUUGCUGGUCGCCACGUGUGACCAUGUGUCCAUUGACCAUCAGCCCAAAACAGGCAAAGGCAAGGACAAUGCUCACUACGCUCGUUUUAGAAACCCUGGAAAGAGUGACAUGGAGUUCAAACUGCAGCUUCACUUUUUCAAAAACCACCUAAAGUGUAUCAAAUAUGGAUAGACGACUACAAGAGGACAUUGUGUUACAUAUUUCCCUGCAGUUAUUCAAAUAAAUAGUUCUGAUUCUGGGUGGCAAAACCAGGUCUGAAAAGUC